Setaria italica (foxtail millet) is the source of this 2580-nucleotide messenger RNA. RefSeq names its product long-chain-alcohol oxidase FAO1. The record is from RefSeq and is a predicted model, not a curated record. The transcript is spliced from 3 exons. NCBI's taxonomy places the organism in Eukaryota, Viridiplantae, Streptophyta, Magnoliopsida, Poales, Poaceae. The coding region runs from base 77 to 2371 and encodes 764 amino acids. Gene Ontology annotation, molecular function: flavin adenine dinucleotide binding; long-chain-alcohol oxidase activity.
UCCCAGACACGCGCACGACACGCACUGCACCUGCACUGCUGGAAGAAGCAAAGGCAAGCUAUAAGGAGCACCAGCUAUGUCAACGCAGCAGCAGGAGAAGGCGUCGGCGGCGGCGGGGAGGGGAAGCCCGCUGCUGCGGCGGUGCAAGCGCGAGCGCUACACGCACGGCCUGCGCCCGCCGCAGAUGGAGGCGCUCCGGGCCAUGUGUGGCGCGCUCAUCCCGUCCCUGCCCGUCGAGGGGCCUUUCCACGGGGACAAGCACGGCGGCGGCAACAAGGACGACGUCGAGCGGUUCUACCGCGCAUCCGCCGCCGACGGCGCCAUCCCCGACGAGGUCGCGGAGAUGGCCACCGGAUGUGCACGGGAGGCUAUGUUGCUGGUGAGAGUUAUCCUUUGGAUGUUGAGCACCAAGGUGGGCACAUUCGUCCUAUGUGGCUGGCUAUGCGUCUCUAGCAGGUUUCCUUACGUCUUCAAGUUCGCCGACAUGCCGCUGGAGCGUCGAGAGGAAGUGCUGAAGUGGUGGAGCAAGACGCGGUGGUUGUUCCCCCUCAAGGUCACCUUCGUCCUCGUCAAGAUCCUAUCGCACUACUCAUUCUACACAACGAUAAACGAGCACUCGGACAACCCGUCCUGGAAAGCGAUAGGAUACAGCGUGCCGGACGUCGACAGGCCACAGGAAGACCUAUCGGAAGCAGCACCGUCGCCGUCGCCGCGACCACUGGACAGCGGCGUCGUGGAGACCAGAUCCCUGGACGAUGCCGCGCUGCUGAGGUCACUCAUGGACAAAGGACUGGCGGUGAAAGCGGACGUGUCAGGCCCGCACCACACUGUGCAGUGCGACGUCGUCAUCGUCGGCUCCGGCUGCGGAGGCGGCGUGGCCGCCGCCGUGCUCGCCGCAGCGGGGCACAAGGUCGUCGUCGUCGAGAAGGGGGACUACUUCACGGCCGAGGAUUACAGCUCCAUCGAGGGCCCGUCCAUGGAGCGCCUCUACGAGAAGGGAGGCAUCUUCUGCACGUCCAACGCGUCGACCAUCAUGUUCACGGGCGCGACGGUCGGCGGCGGCUCCGCGAUCAACUGGUCGGCCAGCAUCCGAACGCCGGAGUGGGUCACGCAGGAGUGGGCUCGGGAGCACGGGCUCCCCGUGUUCGGGAGCCCCGAGUACGCGCACGCCAUGGACGCGGUUUGCACCCGGCUCGCGGUGACUAGCGGGUGCCGGGAGGAGGGGUUCCAGAACAAGGCGCUCCGCAACGGCUGCGAGGCGCUCGGGCUGCGUGCCGACGCCGUGCCGCGCAACACGUCGGAGGGCCAUUUCUGCGGAAGCUGCCAUCUCGGCUGCCCCACCGGCGAGAAGCGCGGCACCGACACGACGUGGCUCGUCGACGCGGUGGCGCAGGGCGCGGUCGUACUGACGGGGUGCAAGGCCGAGCGUUUCGUACUCGAGAGCAACCCCGGCAAGAACGGGUGCCGGAGCAAGAGGUGCGUGGGCCUGGUGGCGAAGUGCAUGGGCGACGGCAUCACCAGGAAGCUGCGCAUCGAGGCCAAGGUCUCCAUCUCGGCUUGCGGCGCGCUCAUGACGCCGCCGCUGCUCCGCCGCAGCGGGCUCAAGAACAGGCACAUAGGCCGCAACCUCCACCUCCACCCGGUGUCCAUGGCGUGGGGCUACUUCCCGGACGGCACGCCGGAGCCGCGGCCGCUCACGGGCAAGUGCUACGAGGGCGGCAUCAUCACCACCUUGCACCGCGUCACCGCCCGCACCAUCGUCCAGACGCCGGCGCUGGGGCCGGGGUCCAUGGCCUCGCUGAUCCCCUGGGAGUCGGGGCGGGACAUGAAGGAGCGCAUGCUCCGGUACGCGCGCACGGCGCACGCCUUCGCGCUUGUCCGGGACCGCGGCGCGGGGACCGUGGGCCGCGAGGGCCGCGUGCGCUACGUCCCGAGUAGCGAGGACGUGGAGGAGCUCCGGAACGGCCUGCGCCGGGCGCUGCGCAUCCUGGUGGCGGCCGGCGCCGCCGAGGUCGGCACCCACCGCAGCGACGGGCUCCGGCUGCGGUGCGAGGGGCUCCGCGACGAGGACCUGGAGGCGUUCCUGAACGAGGUGACCGUCGCGAAAGGGCCGAUGAUUCCUGGGUCGGAUACGUGGGCGCUCCUGUGCUCGGCGCACCAGAUGGGCAGCUGCCGGAUGGGGUCCAGGCCCCGUGACGGCGCCGUGGACGGCCGCGGCGAGAGCUGGGAGGCCGAGGGGCUGUACGUGUGCGACGGCAGCCUGCUGCCGACGGCGGUGGGCGUGAACCCCAUGAUCACCAUACAGUCCACCGCGUACUACGUCUCCAAGGGCAUCGCCGAGUCCUUGGCGGCGCGCGUGAAGAAGCCGUAGCCAGGUGGGGAGUUGGGACCGUGCUGGCUUGUGCUUGAUGAGAACGGUGCCGGGGGGUGUCAGGGUGUGCAUGUUGUCCCCGUGUACGGUGGUGUGCGCUGCGGAUGUGUGUCAUCUUUGUAACUUGCAUAAUAAAAGGCCUUCUAUUUGGCUUGUAUUUGUAUUGUAUCCAAUGUUAUUUUUAAAAUCAAAACGAUGGUUGAUGUGCA